ACCUUUCUCUCGAAUCAUAUCCAAGAACACACAUUUAUAUAAACAAGUUUAUUGCUUACUUCUAUAAUCACCUUCGGAUUUGAUCGGGAAAAUGAACCAUCUUUCUCACGCAGCGAAUUAGCUGGUCAGAAUUGAUGAAUUCGUGUUUGUCCCCAUUGUAAUACGAAUUCUGAAAUGAAAGCUUUGAGAGCUCUUCGGACUCUGACGGCUCUUUCUUCUAAUCCCUACAAAACCCAUACAUUUCCAUCCCUUCUUCAACGAUCCUACGCAUCUCAGCCUCAAAUAGAAAGCGGCGAAACUGUUUCCACAUCUGAAGAUGAUAGUUAUAGUCGAGUAAACGCAUUCGAUAGUAGUCAUUAUGAUUUACCUGAGAUUGGCACGAAUUCUGAGUCCGAAGUUGAGAAGGAACCCACGUGGGAUGAAAAGUAUAGGGAGAAAGCCAAUCGUUCUGUAUUUGGUGAAGAAACCAGCAAGCAGAGGACGCGAAUUAAGGAGAGGGAAGUAGAGAAAGCUCGUAAAGCUGGGACAUUAGCUAAGGCAUUGCUUGAAGCUGCAUUGCAGCAACCUGAAGAUGAUGAAGAAGAGGGGGAUAUGAUAGUGGCCGAAGAAGAUCAGAAGUCGUUGUAUGUUGGAAUUAUUGGAGCACCUAAUGCUGGAAAAUCUGCCUUGACUAAUUACAUGGUGGGGACCAAGGUUGCCGCUGUUUCUAGGAAGACAAAUACAACGACUCAUGAGAUAUUAGGCGUGAUGACGAAAGGGAAUACUCAGAUUUGUUUCUUUGAUACUCCAGGGCUCAUGUUAAAGAAUAGUGGCUUCCCUUAUCAUGAUGUCAAAGUUCGUGUUGAUAGUGCAUGGAGCUCAAUAGAUCUAUAUGAUGUGCUCAUAGUUAUAUUUGAUGUCCAUAGACAUGUUAACAGACCUGAUGCAAGGGUUGUGAGAUUGAUUCACCACUUAGGGUCACAACCUAACCCAAAGCAAAAACGAAUCUUAUGUAUGAAUAAGGUGGAUUUGGUUGAGAAGAAGAAAGAUUUAUUAAAGGUUGCCGAGGAAUUCAAAGACCUUUGUGGAUAUGAGAGGAAUUUUAUGCUCUCUGGCUUGAAGGGUUAUGGAGUGAAAGAUCUAACUCAAUUUCUAAAAGAGCAGGCUGUUAAAAGACCUUGGGAUGAAGAUCCACUUGCAAUGAAUGAAGAAGUUAUGAAAAAUAUAUCAUUAGAAGUUGUUCGUGAAAGACUCUUGGACCAUGUUCAUCAGGAAAUUCCUUAUGGAAUAGAACAUAGGUUGGUAGAUUGGAAGGAAUUAAGAGAUGGAUCUCUCCGGAUUGAGCAUCACCUCAUCACUCACAAGAUGAGCCAGCGCAAGAUUCUGGUUGGAAAGAAUGGAUCAAAAAUUGGGAGAAUAGGAAUAGAAGCAAAUGAAGAGCUAAGGACUAUAUUCAAGAGGAAUGUUCAUCUCAUUCUUCAGGUCAAAGUGAAGUGAAGAAAGCCAAUUUGGAAGUUUUUUUUUUAUUAUUAUUAUGAGUUAGGGAGGGGUGGCUAAAUGCUGCUUUUAUAUGUAUAAAGUGGGGAGGUAUUGUGCAAUUCUGGUUGAUUAUCAUAUUUUAUAACAGAAGAUGAAAUAUGUUUCUGAAUCUUAAAAGGAUAAUGUAGUCAUCUAUUUUACUCCACUGAUUGUCAUUUUUGUAUCCCCAAGUCUUAUUUUGUUGUAUGAAUAAAUUAAUGAUUAGAUAUUUUUUACUUCACU
This is a messenger RNA of Impatiens glandulifera, 1740 nucleotides long. Its product is annotated as GTP-binding protein ERG. Bases 175 to 1476 code for a protein of 433 amino acids. Gene Ontology annotation, molecular function: ribosomal small subunit binding; rRNA binding; GTP binding. The transcript has 9 exons. The record is from RefSeq and is a predicted model, not a curated record. Lineage: Eukaryota; Viridiplantae; Streptophyta; Magnoliopsida; Ericales; Balsaminaceae. Gene Ontology annotation, biological process: ribosomal small subunit assembly.